Molecule: messenger RNA, 2607 nt
Organism: Closterium sp. Naga37s-1
Lineage: Eukaryota; Viridiplantae; Streptophyta; Zygnematophyceae; Desmidiales; Closteriaceae
Source: the annotation of a GenBank genome assembly
GUGGCGCCAGAACUCGAACUCGGCCCUAAGAACCGCAUAGGCGCGUACCUGAAGACACUCGAAAAGCUAUCCGACGCGCUGCGGUUCUUCGAAGCGCACAAAUAUCUGGGCAGCUGCCGAUUGGAGCUGCGGCAGGGAAGAGCGCUGAUGGACGUUGCUGUGGGGCGACUCGGAGAGGAGUUUGGGGAGGUGCUGUGCGGUGGAAGCAUAAUUCCGGAUCGGGAAUAUCUGCUCCAAUCAGCCGCAGGCAAGAUGCCUGGUGAGGUGCUGCCGUCCGUGCCUCUGCUUCGGUCCGAGGCUGUGACGCAGCUUCGGCCCAUGGCUGCUUGGAUGCUGGACAAUGGAUAUGAGUCCGCGUGCCUCUCGCUCUACGAGCAGCACCGCUCGGCUGCUCUCCUGCAGUGCGUAACGCGACUCAGUGGUGGCAGCGCAGCAGCAUUGGGAUCCGACGAGGUGGCUGCGCUGGCAUGGGAAGAGCGAGAUCCCCUCUUGAAACUAUGGGUGCAUAACGUGCUGGUUCUGGUUGGUCCAGAGACAGAGCUGUUCCGGGCCAUUAUCGGGCAGAAUCAACCGUCUUCCAACAAGGCUCGAGCGCGGUGCCUUGCAGGCGUGGUGCUGCCCUCUCUGACGCUCCUGCACUCCUUUGCCUGCGUGGUAGCGGGGUUGUGUUGGGACCCACAGCACCUGUUCCCGCUGCUGCAUGUGGUGCAGGCUCUGCUGACGCUGAGACCAACGGUAGAGGAACAGUUCCCAGGGGAGGCAGGGCAGGAGGUGCGACGCCUCUUCCUCCUCAUCUGCUCCUCCCUCUGCACCGCCGUGCGUCGGACCAUCUCCGACUUCCAACUCAGAGUGCAUUUCAACCCCACACAACCCCUCACCACCCCUCCCUCCCCAGCAAAACAACCCCGCAACCUCCCCUCCUCCCUCUCCCGCUUCUCUUCCUCCUCCUCCACCUCCCUCAUCCCCCCCCCUCCUCUGUUUGAUCUCUCUCCGACGCGGGAAAGCCGGGAUGCUCUGAGUGCUCUUAAAGCCAGCCCGGAUGUGCUUCCUCUCACGAGCUACCUGGUCAACUUCGUCAUCCUCUGCUUGGACCCGUCUCUGUACCUGAGUACUCUUCUGCUGGUGUAUGGAGGGGAGGAGGGGAACGAGGAGGUGGGAGUGGCACGGGUGGGGGCAGCACGGGUGGGGGUGGCAUCACAGCUGCUGCUGGCGGCUCUGAAGCCGAAUCUGGAGCGCAUGGGAGAUGCGUUUUAUUGCGAUGAGGGCAUGCGAGCCUUUUUCCUCCUCAACAACUGUGCUUACAUGCUGCACAAGGUGGCGGAGCAUGACGAACCGCGCGUGACGGAGGUUCUUGGGCAGGCUUGGUUGAACGAGGUUGCAAAGGAGCUGUUGAGACAUCGAGACACGUACACUCAGUGCAUCAGGGACAAGGUGGCGCCAGUGCUGUGGGGUCAUCAAGGCAACGCUCAAGCCUUCACCAAGCAGCUUGCGGCGUUUCACACCCUUCUGGAUGCCAUUCAGGGGCAACAGAGCACGUGGAGCAUUGGGAAUGCCGAUGCGCGGGCAAGCGUGCGAGACGCGGUGGUUUCGCAGGUGCUUCAGAAAUACAGGGACUUUUUGGACCAGCACAGGUGGGUGGAGUGUAAGCAGGUGGGGAGAAAGGUGGGUGGGGUGGAAGCAGGUGGGGAGAAAGGUGGGGAGAAAGGUGGGUGGGGUGGAAGCAGGUGGGGAGAAAGGUGGGGAGAAAGGUGGGUGGGGUGGAAGCAGGUGGGGAGAAAGGUGGGGAGAAAGGUGGGUGGGGUGGAAGCAGGUGGGGAGAAAGGUGGGUGGGGUGGAGGCAGGUGGGGAGAACGAGGUGAGUUUCGGUUUGACUUAGGAGGUGGUUUCUCAAAUGCUUCAGCAAUACAGGGGCUUUUUGGACCGACACAGGUGGGUGGAAUGGAAGCAGGUGGGGAGAACGAGGUGGGUGGAAUGGAAGCAGGUGGGGAGAUAGGUGGGUGGGGUGGAAGCAGGUGGGGAGAUAGGUGGGUGGAAUGGAAGCAGGUGGGGAGAAAGGUGGGUGGGGUGGAAGCAGGUGGGGAGAUAGGUGGGUGGGGUGGAAGCAGGUGGGGAGAUAGGUGGGUGGGGUGGAAGCAGGUGGGGAGAAAGGUGGGGAGAAAGGUGGGUGGGGUGGAGGCAGGUGGGGAGAACGAGGUGGGUGGAAUGGAAGCAGGUGGGGAGAAAGGUGGGUGGGGUGGAAGCAGGUGGGGAGAUAGGUGGGUGGGGUGGAGGCAGGUGGGGAGAACGAGGUGGGUGGAAUGGAAGCAGGUGGGGAGAAAGGUGGGUGGGGUGGAGGCAGGUGGGGAGAAAGGUGGGUGGUAUGGAGGUAGAUGGGGAGAAAGGUGGGUGAUGGGGAGAAAGGUGGGUGGUAUGGAGGUAGAUGGGGAGAAAGGUGGGUGGUAUGGAGGUAGGUGGGAAGAAAGAGGUAAGAAAGAGGUGAUUAUUGAGGUAGGUGGGAAGAAAGAGGUGAUUAUUGAGGUAGGUGGGAAGAAAGAGGUGAUUAUUGAGGUAGGUGGGAAGAAAGAGGUGAUUAUUGAGUUGGCUCAGAAACGGCUUCCCAGCUGCUAA